UGCGCAGUGUUUAAGGUUUGUCCCAUUGUAAAUCAGACCAGAGUAAGCUUCUCUGAGAUGCACGCCCAUUAAACAAACUCAACUCGGAACAAGGAAGUGAUGCACCUGUUGCUACUGCCUCUUUAAUCUACUCUACAUUUGACCGCCUUCUGUAACAUCGACAAUUAGUGGUGUUGUGAAGCCCCAUCAUGAUGGUCGAAGCUGAGGAGGAAGGUGCGCCAAGUAAGGAGCAGCAGCAGCAGCAGCAGCAGCAUCAGCUCAGCUCUUCUCCCGGCGGCCAGGAGGACACUCAGCCUGCUGCCCCCGCGGAGGGCACGGAGGAGCGGGCAGAGCACACUCAGCCUCCUGCCCCCGCAGAGGGCAUGGAGAAGCGGGCAGAGCACACUCAGCCUCCUGCCCCCGCGGAGAGUACGGAGGAGCGGGCAGCGGCAGGGGUGAUCGGAGAGGCCCGCCUCCAGCAUAGUGACUACUCUGUGGAGUCACCUCUGGUCCAGUUUAAGAUCAGGAGGUUCUUUGUGUUGAGGCCUGGCACUCUGAAUCAGGCCAUCAAAGACGUUGAAGCUCUGGUGGAUCAAGAAGUAGAUGGCAGUGUUCACAGCCUUUGGCUGAUGGCAGAGGUGGAUCACUGGAACAAUGAAAAAGAGCGUCUUGUUCUCAUCACAGACAACUCGCUCCUGGUCUUCAAGUACGACUUCAUCAUGUUCAACUGUGAGCAAAUCCAGAGGAUCCCACUGAACCUUGUGGACCGCAUCUCCUGUGGCAAAUUCAGCUUCCCAAAGCGCGCUCUCAUUGAGAGAGAGGGGGAGGGGGUGCGAGUCUUCUGGGACCGGCUAAGAGAGCCCUCCUUUACCUCCAGGUGGAACCCCUUCGCCACAGACUUCCCCUUCAUCACCUUCACCCACCACCCUGUGAGGAACGUCAGUGACACAUUCGCUGCCCUCUGUGACAUCCAGAAGUUCCGCGAGCAGCUCAAGGAUGCAGCGCAGAAAGUCCACGCCCUGAGGCCGGUUCCUGGGAAGGCCAACGGCGUCCUGGUCCUGAAUCAGCCCAUCCACAUCGAGGCGUUCGUGGGCCUCAUGUCUUUCCUCGGGAACCAGAACAAACUGGGAUACUGCGUGGCUCGAGGAAAUAUCGGCUUCUAACCUUUCUGCAUUUAUGCACUGUAGUAGUUUUAUUUUCGUUCAAAUUGAUUGCUAAGAUUUGUAAAUCUUGAUUGAUACGUUUGUUUACAUUCAAGUUUUACAAGGAUCACCAAAAAGUAGGGCUGGGUAUUAAAAAAUAGAUUUUCCGAUUUAAAUUGAUUUUCAUUUGAAUGAUCCAAUAUCGAUUCAUAAAAUCCAGAAUUGAUCUCUGUCUGUAUCAUAUGAAACGGGUAGGGGGUUAAAAACGCUCCAAAGAUGGGCUACAUUUUGACGAGGGUAAAACUAACACGGCCAUUUUAAAAAGGAUCCCUUGACCUCUCAACUCAAGAUAUCUGAAUGAAAUGUCACUCAACCCUCACUGACUGUAGAGUCUGUAGAGCUGCACUUUAUUGUGUGUUCAUGUUACAUAAAAAGAACUUUAAUGUAACUGCCUUGGGGUCAAUUCUUAUUGUAAACAUUGGUACUUUAAAUAAUGCAGCAGGUGAGAGGGAACUUUGUACAAUUGUAGAACCUUUUUCAUAUCAAAGCUGAAUUGUUUGGCAACUGAAAUAUCACAAAUCGACAUUGUUAAUCGAAUCGAGACCUUGUGAAUCAGAAUCGAAUCGAUUCAGGAAGUCAGCGAUACCCAGCCCUCCCAAAGAGUCUUCCAUAUUCAGGUUUGCUUUAGUGUUGAAGCCUUGAUUCUCAGGAUGUUCUGUAUAAGGUUGUGACAACUGUGUGAUCUCCCCCCACUGCUUAUUACCAGUGUGUGGUGUCUGAGUGCUCAGAAAUAUCCGCAUUUCAACACCGCUCUUCACUGGAUGACUGAUCCCCCGCUGCUCUCAAGGAGCUUUGUAUUUGCUCCUCAGUGAUAUGGUAAUUCAACUCUUUCGCAAUGGGACUCCUUUCUUCCCCCCCCCCGGUGUCUCUUUUAAAAGCUCAUUCCCAUGCCUUUCUGCCCCUCAGAGAUUCACUGGAGCAUGGGGAGCACAUUUGUCAGUUUAGUUUUAUGAUUCGUAGUGUAUUUUUACAGUGCAUGCAGUUUUGGAAUUUCCCCUUGAUUUGUGUGUUUACUGUGUGUGUCGCUCUUCCUCGUUUGGUAUCACCUGUUUGUCUUGGAGCGUGUCACAGACAAGAAAAUAUAAGCGUCCAAAUUUUGUUCUCUUUUCCUUUUGUGGCGGUAUAAAAUUUGCACAUUCCUUU
Molecule: messenger RNA, 2324 nt
Organism: Perca fluviatilis (European perch)
Lineage: Eukaryota; Metazoa; Chordata; Actinopteri; Perciformes; Percidae
Gene: tprg1
Product: tumor protein p63 regulated 1
Exons: 6
Coding region: 189-1142 (317 amino acids)
Cellular component (GO): cytoplasm
Source: RefSeq, a predicted model, not a curated record